Messenger RNA from Pseudocercospora fijiensis CIRAD86, 771 nucleotides. RefSeq lists its product as uncharacterized. Bases 1 to 771 code for a protein of 256 amino acids. The transcript has a single exon. The record is from RefSeq and is a predicted model, not a curated record. NCBI's taxonomy places the organism in Eukaryota, Fungi, Ascomycota, Dothideomycetes, Mycosphaerellales, Mycosphaerellaceae.
AUGUCUACAGAAAAGCUGAUCCGUCUUGGAGUCCUGGUUCCAUCUUCCAACACCGCUCUCGAACCUCUGACCAGUGCGAUAAUCUCGACAAUACCUAAUGUCUCGGUUCACUUCUCGCGCUUCGAGGUCACCGAGAUCUCACUAUCUGAGCAAGCCCUGUCCCAGUUCGACGAUAGCAAGAUCAUACAGGCUGCAAAGCUCCUACAGCACGCUCAUGUCGAUGUUAUCGGCUGGAGUGGGACAAGCAGUGGUUGGCUAGGUCUAGAGGCCGACGACCGAUUAUGCCAGCGGAUUGAAGAAGCCACAGGAAUUAAGGCUACGACGAGUGUCAUUGGUUUGUGCAAAAUCUUGCAGGAAGUCUCGAAAGGCGGAGCACGCUUUGGUCUCGUGACUCCGUAUCUGGACGAGGUGCAGAAGAAGAUCGUGGAGACAUUCGGAAAGGCGGGCUACGAAGUGGUGGCGGAGUCGCAUCUAAACAGGAAAGUCAAUGUGGAAUUUGCGGACAUUACAGAGGAAGAGCUGGAUCAGCAGGUUGCUGAUGUUGUGGAGAGGAUGGAGGAUGAGCCGGUGAAGAUUGUGUCCACAUUCUGCACGAACCUUCGUGCUGCGCAAAGGGCUUCUUAUUGGGAGAACAAAUACCCUGGCCUGAUUGUUGCAGACACAGUGGGAACUGUGAUCUGGGACAUGCUGCGCAUAGCUGGAGUCGACAUUUCGGACCUGUGUGAUUGGGGAAGCAUCUUCUCAAAACGUCCUUCAAAAGCACGAUCGUGA